Molecule: messenger RNA, 1374 nt
Organism: Cherax quadricarinatus
Lineage: Eukaryota; Metazoa; Arthropoda; Malacostraca; Decapoda; Parastacidae
Product: diphthine methyltransferase
Biological process (GO): protein histidyl modification to diphthamide
Cellular component (GO): cytoplasm
Molecular function (GO): diphthine methylesterase activity; protein binding
Source: RefSeq, a predicted model, not a curated record
AUUGAGUAACAUUUCUGCCUGACCUGGGAGACUCAGCUCCAUAAGGCGUACGCUGCAGUUACCCUAAAUAUCCCUAACAACAUCAACACUGCAACUUUUAAUAUUGUUGUCCUGAAGAAAUAUUUUAUAAACUGGUUUUCCCUUGCUGCCUCACUGUUCUAUUGGGACGUCAGAGAUCCUUGUGUUUGUUCUGUGAGGAGAAUUUUCACUUGGGAAGAGACAGUCACUGGUCCGAGUGAGUUGCGAGUCUUCCUCUUGUAAUCAUGACUUUUGAAGUGAAAAAGUUGUUCUCCUGGGACACUCAAUACAGUGCUGAUUCAGUCGAAUUUUGUCCUGUGGACCCAUAUCAAGAUUACCUUGCAGUAGGCACCUACCAGCUGGCAGACCAAGAACAGAGUUUCGAGAUAUGUGAACAAGAGACUGUGAAAUCAAACCUACUGUCCAGUGAUGUGCCAAAGAAAAGACUGGGGCGCCUUUAUCUGAAGAAAAUGAUAAAUGAGAAAGACUUAGUAUUGGUUCAGCAGAUUGAUAUGCCUGCUAUUCUAGAUAUGAAAUGGUGUCAUCACAAGAUACAUGGUUACCCAAUACUUGCCAUUGCAAAUGCUUCAGGUCAGUUAAUUUUGUACAAGUUAGAAACUGUUAAUGAUGGAGCAGUAAAGUUAAAAUUUUGGAUUAAAUACUCAAUAAAUGAGGAAGACACCCUUGCUCUGUCACUAGAUUGGUCAACGGGGAAAAUUCACUGUGAAAAUCCAUCAAUUUCAGUUAGUGAUUCAAAAGGGAAAAUUAGCAUGUUGCAGCUUCAAAAUCAAGAACUGAUACUCCAGGAAAGAUUUGUAGCUCAUGAGUUUGAAGCAUGGAUCACUGCUUUUGAUUAUUGGAAUCCGAACAUAAUUUAUACAGGGGGCGAUGACUGUAAGUUUCGGGGAUUUGAUGCAAGAGUCAAUCCGGCCACUCCUGUAUUCACUAGCAGGGCACACAAUGCAGGCGUAACAAGUAUUCAUAGAAAUGCAAAUUCUGAGUAUUUUCUAGCAAGUGGGAGUUACGAUGAAAAUGUGUGUUUAUGGGACACUAGGCAGUUAAAAUCUGCAUGCUCAGCAACAUCCCUUGGUGGUGGAAUAUGGCGUCUGAAAUGGGAACCACAUGGUAGAGAUCUAUUACUGGCUGCUUGCAUGCAUAAUGGAUUCCACAUCACAGAUACUUCCAUCUCUAACAUACAAAUUGUUGCUUCCUUCACAGAACAUGAGAGCCUGGCUUAUGGGGUGGAUUGGUGGCCAGGUUCAACAGGUUUAAGUAAUAUCAUUGCUUCAGCAUCCUUUUAUGAUCAUUUACUUUGUUUGUGGAAAUUUGUAGUGUAAUAAAAAUUUCUUUGUUACA